AUGGCGCAUGAUAUUUCAUCAGAGUUGAGGUCACGGUCCGAUCGCCAGCGAAGAGCUUUAAACCUUGGGCUAGGCGGCAAGCUCAUCUCCUUGUCCCUUAGCAAGGCUUUCAAUUACGCGACUGUCGGAGCUGACAAAAAGCCCUCAUCCUAUGGCACCGGCACCGUGAACAUCAGGGUCCGACACCCCGUGCCGAGCGACACCAUGUCGGCGUACUUUGAUAUUCUGUUCCCAGCUGCCCAGUUCCAGAAGGCCAACCAGGUUGCCAGUGAAGGACAUGUCGUCAACCUCGAUAUUUGUAAUCUCGGAGAGCUUCUUUGA
This is a messenger RNA of Guillardia theta CCMP2712, 321 nucleotides long. RefSeq lists its product as hypothetical. The record is from RefSeq and is a predicted model, not a curated record. Bases 1 to 321 code for a protein of 106 amino acids. The transcript has 2 exons. Lineage: Eukaryota; Cryptophyceae; Pyrenomonadales; Geminigeraceae.